AGAAAGGUAGGAAAAACGGAAAAAUAGAAAAUUCCCGGCUGUUGUUUUUGGGUUUGUCGUUGUUUUCGCCCCAGUCCGUCCGUCCGUCUUCCACAGCAUUGAACUUGUCGCGGUCGUCAGGUCUCCUUGGUUGUGGCGGUGUGUUGACGAUGGGUCUUCUCUUUUGAAUCAUUGAUCAUUUCUCUGCAUCACGAAUUCUUCGUAGCUCCAUCUUCAUCGCUUCGAAUGUUUGCUUGAAGAAACUGUGUCCAAGUUCCUGCUGCUGGGUCUUUGAUUCCUUCUUUCUUGAUCCUUUUUCCUCUUCUUCAACUUUCCUGCCAAGGAGAAAAGCUCCUUCCUUUUCCCCCUCUCUACCAUCUUUUCUCCUACAGUUUCUUGGGUUGUAAAUGUGGAGCUCUGGAGAGCCCGCGGAUUCUUACUACGAGGUCCGCCCAGAAUGUACGGAUGUUCCUAAAACCCGCUUUAAAAUCAAGGUCUGUUUUCUUCCUUUUUCUUUCACGUUCGAGCUCAUUUCUUUUUGGCAAUUUGAUCUCUGCAUUCUUUGAUCCCUAUACCCUGCUGCUCCUCUUUCGUUAAUUUUGGAUCACUGCACCGUAAUUUGAUUGCAAUGUUUCAGUUUUGGUAUUCCUGCGAUACCCAUAUUGUUUUUCUUUUGCUUGGAUAUGUAUGAUCUGAAGAAAUCACUGGUUUUGGGCAUUGCGAAAUCGAAGUUGAAAAUGGCAGGGGCCUUGUGCCUGUGUAAUUUGUUCAAGAAUCUUCAUGAUCAAUGGCAAUUUUGUUCCAGCUUGUUAAUUACUAGGAAUCCACAUGAUUCGUGUGUUGGUUCCCCACUCUGCUUUUAUUCCUUGCCCAUUAGCAUUUAUCUUUCGGUAUGGAGCGUGUGAAGCUGUGGGGAGGGAUUGAAGAUGCUCAUCUUGAUGUUCAAUCUUUCUGCAGCCUGGUAAGACUCUGAGUGUCAGGAAAUGGCAGGCUGCAUUUACUCCAGAAGGCCACCUGGAUAUAAGCAAGACAUUAGGUCGAAUUCAACGUGGGGUAGGUGCAUCUUUCCUGCAAAGGGAAGCGUAUUUGUUAGUCUGGAAUGUUAGCGGUUGGAGACUUAAAGUCGCUUUGCUUUCUUUCUUGCUCGUUCAGGGGAUCCAUCCAUCAAUUAGAGGGGAAGUUUGGGAAUUUCUACUUGGUUGUUAUGAUCCUAAGAGUACAUUUGAAGAACGAGAUGAGAUUCGACAGCGUAGAAGGUAACAUCUUUUCAUUCUGUUCAUGAAUUAGAUGUAGUAGAGAUCUGACUGAUGUAGGAUAUUAGAGACAUCAUGUCUGCUGUGCUUGUAUCGAAGGUGUCAAAUACGUUAUGUUAAUAACAUUCGUGAUGCUGUUGAUUGGAGACUACCAUUGUACCACCUCAGCAAUUUUUGGCGAAAGCAAAGUUGCUACAACUUUAUCACCUGCAAUAAGAUUACUUACAUUUUGUUUAUUUUUGGCUUUGAUCUUUCCUUGAGUUCUAUGAGAUUCAAUGCCGCUGGCUCCUAGUACCAUCUCAUCACAUCUAUUUUCUCUUCACUUGAAUGAUGUGGCUAGCCAUACUGUUAUUUUCAAAAGCUCAAAUCUUCCCUUCCAUUAACCUUAGGAGAUACUUACUAGUCCACUUCUCCUACAAUCUAGGGUUGAAUAUGCUAAGUGGAAAGAGGAAUGCCGAGAAAAAUUCCCUAUUGUCGGAAGUGGCAAGUUUAUUACCGCACCUGUAAUCACCGAAGAUGGCCAGCCUGUUCAGGAGCCAAUGUAUCUUGUAGGAGCAAGUAAUAAUGCUGCAGCUGAACCUCUCAAGGAUAUGGAUGCUGCUGAGACUGGUGAGACCGGUGAAACUGGUGAAGCUGGUAAAGAAGAUGAAGCUGGUGAAGCUUGUAAAGAGGGUGAAGCUUGUAAAGAGGGUGAAGCUGGUAAAGAGGGUGAAGCUGGUAAAGAGGGUGAAGCUGGCAGUCCAAAAGUGAUCGGUGAAACUGUUGCUAACGGUGAAACUCAAUCAAGUAUAAAUAUUGCCAGUUGGCAAAUGAUGAAAGAGAUUAUCAGCCAUGGCCCUCUGGACAAGAAAGUAAUCCAGUGGAUUCUUACCUUGCAUCAAAUAGGUUUGGACGUGAUUCGCACUGACCGAACGUUGGUUUUUUAUGAGAAGCAAGAGAAUUUGUCAAAAUUAUGGGACAUCCUAGCUGUCUACGCUUGGAUUGACACAGAUGUUGGAUAUUGUCAAGGUUUGUAAAAAAUGUUACGAUUCCUGCAGACUGAACAGAUGUUAUGGCAGAUAUUCAUCUUUGAUUUAUGCUGUAUUGACAUGGCAUCUAUUAACUCCAAUGAUAGCUUUGCAUUCGUCAAUAUGGCAAUGAAAACUAUUCAUCAAC
Molecule: messenger RNA, 2387 nt
Organism: Linum trigynum
Lineage: Eukaryota; Viridiplantae; Streptophyta; Magnoliopsida; Malpighiales; Linaceae
Source: the annotation of a GenBank genome assembly